Mercenaria mercenaria is the source of this 3128-nucleotide messenger RNA. RefSeq lists its product as uncharacterized. NCBI's taxonomy places the organism in Eukaryota, Metazoa, Mollusca, Bivalvia, Venerida, Veneridae. Gene Ontology annotation, molecular function: protein binding. The record is from RefSeq and is a predicted model, not a curated record. Bases 234 to 2396 code for a protein of 720 amino acids. The transcript has 2 exons.
UUAUGUCGGCGUGACUUAAAACGAACAGUGAUUGUUGAAUAAGAUAUGAAAUCUAUCUAUAUAAAAGGUGUUGGCAGCAUUUCAAAACGAUAACAUGUACCUAUUAUAUGAAAACAUACACUAAAUUUAAUAUUUAAUAUGACAGAAAUAUAACAGGGACGGGAAUAAGAUCGUUUUGACUGGAAUAUAUUGACUCUCGGCUUCUUUGGAGAGAAAGAUAUCUUCCAACAAAGAUGAUCGAAGAAAUCAACAUUAACACUGAAGUAAGCAAACUUUUGUCUAGUGCGUUGGCAAGGGCGAGAAUUGUUAGAAAUAAUCUACAGUUGAUGAAAUCUUAUGCAAAUAUAACGGAGUACCUGGCGGCAACACUGCAUGACAAUCAUUUCAUAGAAACAGGCAGCUGUACGGAAACAUCUGAAAUACCCGGAAGUGAUGUUGACCAUAUGCAAAUAUUUACAGACACGUGUGCUGCUGAUAAUCCGAACCAAGUCAUGAUUAAAAAGUGUCACGUUUUGAAAAUGGACACAGACGAUUCGCGUCAUGGUUUCUCAAAACUAAGACUAAACCACUUAUUUGACAAGAAAGACUUGACUAGACAAAUUCUAGAAGAAUCCCUUGUUGGUGGCGAGGAUAAUUCGGAAUACAUUUCAAGCAAUAGAUUCUCUGCAUUUUUCCUGAAGUUGAUGUCCGGAACAAAUAAGUUCUCACCUUUUGCGCAUUCGACUACCUCCAUCUUUCGACAUGGACCAUGUUCAACUAUUGAAUUUGACCACGCUAACCAGUCAGAUAUUGCAGUUGGGAUUGAGUGUGCCAACUGGCCAAGAGAAGCAGAAGAAUGGUGUAAUCGACCUAGGUUUCACGAAUGGCCCUCAGAGAAUACAGUAUCUUCUUUAAGACAGCUUCCGUGUUACCUUCUGCCGGUAGGGGAUGAGUAUUCCUCAGACUGUGCACUUGAAUGGAGGUUUGCAUUUGUUCCAACAGAAAGAGAAUUAAUAUGGGAAUUCAAUGACACACAAAUCCAGUGCUAUGUGAUACUUAAACUGCUAAGAAAACAAUUUCUGGAGCCGAUUGCCCCUGACCAGUUGAGUUCUUUCUUUCUGAAAACUAUUAUGUUCUGGGAGAUUGAAAAUAAAGGUCCCGACAAUUGGACCUCAGAAAAUCUCAUUCAUUGCAUAGUUUCAUGCUUGCAAAGUCUCAGGAAAUGUGUAAUGGCAAAGACAUUGCCUCAUUAUAUUUUCAGAAAGAGAAAUUUACUGUUCACUAAAUUCAGAGACCGAGAGAUACAAACCGCAGUGGUAAAUAAGUUAGAAGACAUCGAGAACAACACAGUUCCGUAUGUACUUCAGGCUGCAACGAGUUUUGCCCCGUUGGAUGAUCUUGGCAAAAUCUGGAGUAACUGCAAUGGCAGCUUGUCACAUUUUAUUCAUACUACAAAGGAACAAAUACCAGAUGUUCCUGAAGUUUGCGAGAAGAUGGGUAUAUUAUCAAGAUUUUUGAAGGCAAAUGAAAUUUUCAUGUUCAUUGUUUAUUUUCCAGCAACACAUGAAAAAUUAAUGGAUGCAGGAUUAUAUAUAAAAGAAUAUGAAAGUGACUUUGACAGCACGCUACGAAAGCAUGCGUUGAGCUGCUUGAAGAUAGAGUUUGGGAAGCGUAUUAUACCAGAAAUAUUCAAACCGGACACGCUUUUGCCAAAAGAAGAUCUUAUACCGACUACCUACAGUUUGUUUUCGGAUGCAAAAAUAGGUUCAACCACUGGAUUUCUCCACCUUGCCACACUUCAUUACCUCCUGCGGGAGUACACUAAAGCUUUGACGAUAAUCCGCUCAAUCAUAUCAAAGAAGGAAAGCUUGUUCUUUAUUGGAUCUUCGGCUGAAAAAAAAUAUUUUAAACAACAGACUCAUCCCGAUUGCAUAGACGUAUUUCCGUCGUCGGAAGAUAUGUUAGCUCAUGAUAUUUGCUUUACGUCGGAAGAUGUACUUUGGGCACCGCCUGGUGUAGAGAUGGAAUGUGCUUUACUCAGUAAACGCCAUAACUGGAACUUUUGUGUUUUUCACCCAGUGGUAUAUUCGUAUUACCUAUUAUUUCUUAUUUGUCUCAAAAGAAAACAUGUCAAAGAGUGUAAGCAAUGUUUACAGGAAUUUUCUGACUUUCUACGUUUUGACGGCGGUAAAAUUGACCGCCAUAGGUCAUUGAAUUUGUUGGGAGUUUGCUACUAUAAACUAGGUUAUCAUGAUAAAGCUAUAAGUUGCUUCGAACGAUCGCUAGAGAUAGUAAGUCCAGUCGGAAAUGCGGCAUCUUACCACAUAUGCAUUUUAAUAACAGAGUUGUUGAAUGAACAGACAUGUCAAAGGGCAAAGGACAAAAUUAUUUAUACACGCACUUCUGGACCAAAAUGAGAUAUAAGUGUGAAAAUUAUUGAACGUAUUGGAUGGAAAGAAAAUGAGUUUGUGUUUGCAUUUCACGUAUGUCCCAAAUCAUUUUUAUCGGAACAUUUAUAUCAAAAAAAAGAGAUAAACAUGAACGCUUAACUCUUGUAACUUUAACUGCUUGUUACAAAUAUAGAUCUUUUUGUUGUUAUAAUGACAUUACAUCAAUGCUAAGCAGAAGUCCUUUUUUCAUAAAAAAGUAGAAAUCAAACAAAGCCAUGUCUGGAUAAACGGGCCUGAUUUAUUUGUAAGAAUUGAAUCCGGGUAUGAGUUUAUAAAAAGACACAAGACAUUGAACUGCCGGUAGUCAAGAGGUCUUUUUUCAAAUGUGAGAUGUAAAUAAUACACGCUAAGUUAACGAUGACAACAAGUCAAUCUACAUGUAGCGACUAAAAAGAAUGCUUCCACGUUUUAUCUAUUGUUUUAUUUACGUAUUAGAAACGAAACAUUAUAUUAUAGCAAAGUCGGUUAUAUGCUGGAAGAAUGAAUUUAACCUGGCUACACACUUGGGGAGGUACAUGCAUAACCUCAUCCUGUUAAAACCAGUUAAAACACGUUUUUAUUGCAUAUAACCUAGCACAUGAGCACACAUUGUAUUUCGUAAAAAUGUAAAAUGUGUCUCAGGCCUAGAUACUUCCCUAAAAAUAUAUGUUGGUACUCUACCAUGUAAGAUUGAAAAUAAAUUUUUAUAUUUUACAUGUA